CGUUGACAUCGCGGGACGAGCGGACGCGGCCUUCGACGGGAAGCCGGCCGGCUCUGUCCGAACGUUGCUCCACAAGUUCAUUCUUUCCAGCGUGUGUUCGCCCGUUUGGGGUCGGUCGCUGAGCCCAACCAAAAGAACCUUUCCUACUUCUUUGUGUGCCAACGUGAGAAGAUGGUCGUGGUUUCUCGCGCAUGUUCACGUGGCGCGGCGGGCGCGGAGCUACGGACGCCGGGCUCCUUUCAUCCAGUGGGCUGGGCGAUUUAGCCUGUCGCCGUUAGCAGUCACCGGUCCGACCGCGAUCUUCCCGUCGACGUUAUCUCCGUCCCAGAGAAUAACGGUCGCGCUGCCUGAUAAAGCGCAAAAGCCUUUUCGUCCGUUGCCGUCAUUUAGGAAAGCUUUCAGCCCGCGAUUCAUUUUCGCAUCUGUGCCGUUAAUCCGAGCGUCAGAAAAUUGGGCAAAGUCAGUUCCAUUUUAAAUUAGGGCGAGUCUUGGGUCCGCUUUCACGUCACACAUUCAAACGGUGUCGCUAGAGAAGAAUACGAAGAAGGGAGAGGAGAAAAUGGCCAUCGCCAUCGAUCUGUCUCAGUCACAGCGAACGCUCGAUUCUGUUCGCCGGGUGUGUGUGUGUGGGGGGGGGGGGGGCAGACGCAUAUCAAACACCGUCGUGUCCUGAGACUGCGGGCACGGGGGCGGUCAUUAGCGCUCGUGCUAGCUCGUCGCCAAUGCGCUGACAUCCCACUCGGAUGCAAAAAUGAAAAAAGAUCAAAUUUCAACGUAUCGAAGACUUGCAGUUGUUUUGCGUUAGAUGCCGCGGAUCCGAAAAGAACGGAAAGCGUCGGUGUGCAAACCCGGCCGCAUUUCUGAAUCAACAAUGGCUGCCUGAGGUCAUUGCAAUGUCAACAAUAGGUCAAAAGUAAAUACGCCGCCACGACGGCGUCACGGGACACGUCGGUCCGGUCGUACCUCAAACAAGUCGCGCGCCGUCAACAAGAUUUCAGCUGAUGACGUUUGAACGCGCUCGCCCCAAAAACGCUCGGGAUGAACGUUAAAGGUGUGCUACGUCUUCACGACACGUUUUAAAAGGAUAGUUUGGAUUCACGACGGGCGUUAAAGGGACAAUCCGUCUUUUUACGGGACUUAUUCCAUUUGAGAUUAUUCUGGAAAGGUAAAAAAAAAAAGUGGCAGGUUAAUUGAAAAUUUUCAAGCCAAUCACAAAAUGCAGAUCCUGUGAGAUUGGCGUCUCCCUUUGGAUGAUUGACGCAACGGAUCAAAACAGGACGCGACCCUCGUGAGGAUAAGCCACUCAGAAAAUGGAUGGAAGAAUGGAGUGAGGAUAUCCCGCGAACCGAAACGAGCGCAGAAGGAAUUGGUGUCCAAUGUUGGGGCUCCAAUUGUGACCAGCAGAGGGCAGUAGGACAGGACUCGAUGCGCGGGUGAAGUCAGGUGAGGCCGCGGUUCCGAGCGCCCCAUUUCUGCUUGGAUGGGCGCCGUCUUAGCUCGGCGAUCCUCUUCAUCACGCGUUGGAGGAGGGAGCCGGUCGAGUUUGUCUUUCAAAGGUUGGCCCGCCGGUGGCUCCCCAAAAAUCACCUUUGUCCUGUUUUGUGUGCGGCAAGUUGAGGGCUCGGGCGUGGACGGCGGCGGCGGCGGCGGCGUCCAGUCUUCCUCGGACAGCGACAACCAUUUGACGGAGCGCUUUGAGAUUUCAGCGUCGAGCUUUGGGGGCGCGGAGCAAGCGCAUUCCGGCGAGGAGUCGUCCACGCGGGAAGAGGCCGACGGGCAACGUAAUCCUCUGGAUAAGGCACAGGGGGCGCCACAACAACAAUCUUCAUUGGCCGCCACGGAAGAAAGUGCCGCCCCCUCCGCCGCGAAACCGCCGACGACGGAGGACAACUCGGAGGAUCCGGAGGCAGGGUGUCGCAAAACUGCUGAUGCGUGGAAUCAGAAUCCAAAUCAGGGGCCCCGGACAACGAACGCCGCCGGCUCAUCUCCCCGGCGACCCGUCUCCAAGUGCUGCGACCUGCUGGUCUCGCUGGAGUACCGAGGGGCGGCCCAGGAGCUGCUGGUCACCGUGGCGUCGGCGCGAGAUCUUCCGGACAGGCGGCGCGGCGGCGCGGACGCCUGGCGGGUCCACGUGGUCCUCCUGCCCGCCAAGAAGCAACGGCGCAAGACAGUUCUCAGGAGGCCGGCCGGCGCCGAGGGAGCAGCGGCGCUGGACUUCAACCAGACCUUCGCUUUGACGCCCGUGGAGGCCUCGAGCCUGCCGGCGGCGGCUCUCAGGUUCCGCGUGUACGCCCUGGAGGGGAUGGUGUCGCGGCGGCGGAUGAUGGGCGAGAAAGUUCUGCCUCUGACCGGCGUCGACCCGGCCGGCGGAACGGCAGACUUCCGUCUGGUCCUGGGGCCUCGCCAUGACGUCGAGGGCGCGGACUCGGAACCCGGCCCGGCCGCCUCGCCGACGCAGAGCGCCGCUCCCGAGCUCCUGAUGGGCCUCUCCUACACCUCCGCCACCGGCAGGAUGUCGGUGGAGGUCGUCAAGGGGAGCCGCUUCGGGAACUGGGCCGCCGGCGGAGCUCCCGGUACUCGGGUCCGUCCGCCGGUCUCCACUAUCCACGCCGUGUUCGUCGUCGUCCACCUCGCCUCAGACACGUUCGCCCGACUGACGCUGCUGAACUCGGCGGGCGUGGAGAUGUCGCGCUGCAAGACGUCGGUGCGGCGCUCGCAGCCCAACCCCGUGUACAAGGAGACCUUCGCCUUCCAGGUGGCGCUCUUCCAGCUGUCGGACGUCACGCUGGUGGCGUCCGUCUACGGCCGGCGCGGCCUCAAGCGCAAGGCGAUGAUCGGCUGGGCCGCCCUGGGCCGCGACGGCAGCGGUGAGGAGGAGCGCCUCCACUGGCGGGACAUGAAGGACGCGGGCGGCGCGCAGGUGCGCCGCUGGCACGUCCUCCUCGACGCCUGACCCCGAUGACGUUGCGCACGCGGUCAACUCCCGGCCGGUCAGGGCAAAACAUUACUUUGGGUACUUUUUUCACUUGGAAGAAGACCGAAUUUCAUUGGAAUACGUUAGGGUUAGCUGUUGGCUGUCAAAAACCGUGCCGGCGGUCGCAAAGAAGCAACUUGACCGAAGUCAGAGCCCGUUGACCGCGGCGGAACCGAUGAUGGAUGCAAAGUGCGCAGUGGACUUUUUAUUCGACGUCACUGCCUGACCCGCAAUUUGGUCGCGCCCGAAAAAACGAGGCCACCUUCUCGAGAAACAUUUUCCAGAUCCGAGUUGGAAUAAUUACAACGCUCAAGCUGUACAUUCGGACUUUGGGGGAAAAAAAGUUCGACAGUAGCGUCGUAACAGAGAUUUCGUGUUUUUAGAUUCAAGUCGUCAUUUGGAAGAAAAAGCCCGGAACUUUUUUCUUGUAGAAUACAACUCCAAAAAUGUGGAACUUUUUUUUUUUUCUCCCGAUUUUCUGAUCAAAAAUGUAAAUUAAUCGCAACGAAAUUCAACUUUUUUCACGACUCAAUGUUCCAACAUGUAAUGCAUAACUUUAUGUUAAAUGAGAAAAAAAAAAUAAAGGCAACAAUUUACUUUGCACUUUGGAAAAUAUUGCAGGAUUUUUUUUGGUCACGUUUUUCUUAUCAAAAUUAUUAUUCCGGUUGGGUU
Molecule: messenger RNA, 3646 nt
Organism: Syngnathoides biaculeatus (alligator pipefish)
Lineage: Eukaryota; Metazoa; Chordata; Actinopteri; Syngnathiformes; Syngnathidae
Gene: syt16
Product: synaptotagmin XVI
Exons: 7
Coding region: 1481-2953 (490 amino acids)
Source: RefSeq, a predicted model, not a curated record